This is a messenger RNA of Mollisia scopiformis, 1790 nucleotides long. RefSeq lists its product as uncharacterized. The transcript is spliced from 4 exons. The coding region runs from base 307 to 1692 and encodes 461 amino acids. The record is from RefSeq and is a predicted model, not a curated record. NCBI's taxonomy places the organism in Eukaryota, Fungi, Ascomycota, Leotiomycetes, Helotiales, Mollisiaceae. Gene Ontology annotation, molecular function: oxidoreductase activity.
GCCAAAGUUUAUUUUUUACUCGAAACAUCAACUAUCUUGUUUUUAUGAAUCUUAAAGUCUGACCUCCCUUCAAGCUAAAGCAUAGCUGCUAUCCUCGGCAUUUUAGCUUAAUGGAAAUAUGCAGGGUUCAUCGAAAGUCAUGAUGCAGCCAUGUGACGGCGGGGAAGUCUUCUAUUGCUCAAUAUCUACUAUCCUUUCUAUACUGUACUAUUCUUGUAUAUUCAUUUGUUCUUAGACGCUUGUACGUUUUAAUCUUCUAGCAUUCAUCUAAGCCUUUGUUUGUCUCAUUAUCUAUCUUCUUCUCUCAUGUCUUGGCCAAAUCCAUUUAGACGUCACGACGAGAAUACAAGGCAUACUUGGGGUUACACUUUUCAAUGGACACCCCUUCAUACUACACCGGAAGAAACCAAUCAUCUGAAGUUCUCUUACGAUGAGUUAGCAGACGAAUGUUUACAGCGGCUUGAUGCUAUCUCGCCACCCACAAACAAGGAGCUGCCUCGAAGUCGAAGCAGAAUACCGGCAAAAGAAGGCUCUGAGCCAGCUCCAAAGAGAGAUCUAUAUGAAUUAUUACGAGACCAUCAUUCAGUAGAUGAGAAACUUGGACAGCUAUGGAAAGAAGUCAACACCAUCCCGGAAUGGGUUGACUGGGACCAAAUAGCACGCGGUCAAGACGUCUUCUACAGAUACGCAGGAGUGGCUCUUACUGCUCUAGCCUACCAAUCCCUCCUCGGCGGCAUGGGAGCCUCGCGCAUAACCGAAGUGCUCGCCCGAACAGGCGGCUUCAGUCCCCAAGUCGCCAAACACCGCCUCUACGAAACAACCCAACACAUCCUCCAAGUAACCUCCUCUCUCUCCUCCAUCCAACCCCUAGGAGCAGGCUUCGCAUCCUCGCUCCGCGUCCGCCUGCUGCACGCUUCCGUCCGGCGCCGGAUCUUGUCUCUCGCCACCCAGAAACCAUCCUAUUACUCCGUUCCCGAGUACGGGAUCCCGAUCAAUGACCUCGAUUGUGUGGGAACUAUUGCUACUUUCUCUUCCACUUUGAUCUGGAUCGGCUUCCCGCGCCAAGGAAUCUUCCUCCGGGCCCAGGAGAUUGAAGAUUACAUCGCGCUCUGGCGGCUCGUAGCUCAUUACAUGGGAACUCCUACCUCCUGGUUUUCAUCUCCCGCUCAAGCGAGAGCGAUCAUGGAAUCACUCAUGAUAGAAGAGAUCAGACCAUCACCCACCAGCAGGAUCCUAGCUAAUAACAUCAUCGUAAGCUUACAGAACCAACCGCCGGCCUACGCUUCUCGAGAUUUUCUAGUUGCGAGCGCACGGUGGCUGAAUGGUGGUGAGUUGGCGGAUGAGUUGGGGCUGGUGAGGACGGGGUGGUAUUAUAAGGCGUUGGUGGCGGGGCAGUGUUUGUUCUUUAUGGGGUUGUGUUAUUUGUAUCGUUCGGUGGAUUAUCUUGAUCGGAAGAAGAUAUCUGCCCUCCGUAAAAUCCUUUACCAGAUCAUAGUGCACAACAAAGACCACGGCCUGGGCUCCGAAACGGUAUUCGAGUUUAAAUACAUCCCGUCGCUCGAUAUGACGGCCACGGAAGCAGGGGAGUACGUUCCUGGCGUUCAGGGGAAGAGGGGUGUGGAGAGGAGGAACUUUAGGAUGCUUGUUUUUGCUUGUGCGGGGGUGGGGGUUUUGGGGCAACUAGAGGCUUGAGAAUUGGCUCAUUAAGCUAGUGAAAUCGUUUUGUUGCACCUCGUAACUUUACCUCAUUGACAGGUAAGGCUACUAGCAGGUACAAAGCUCUAGUUGAG